CUCACCAGACGAGCGCGGACAUUGGGCCAAGCGAUCGAGCUGAACAUGUCCGACUCCGAAAUCCCACCACAAGCACACGCGACUACAGGAGGAAAGUCGCUCGCGGCGGCAGAAUACCCUCCAUACAAGUCAUGGCGCAAGAAGUACCGCAAGAUGAAGCACAAAUUCGACGGAGUGCUGGAAGAGAACAAGACGCUGUUCAAGGAAGAGCAGAAGCUGGAAGGCAUCGCGAGACGACUCAGGGAGAGCCUCGAUGGACUGCUCGAUCUACUGCUCGACCUGAACCAGAGUCCUGCGCUACCGCCCGAUCUCCGUUUCAACAUCACUCUCCCUGAAGAGCACACGGCAGUCGCGAGCAUACCGAACAUUGUCCCUAGCGAUGUAACACCAGAAGGCGCAAAUCAACUACUUCUAGACUAUACUUUAGCUGUCCAGCGAGGUCACAUACCGAAUCUCGAUCUUCAUGUCAUCAGAGAGCAGAUUGACAAGAAGCUCGCCGCACAAGGCGUAUCUACGCUCGAAUUUCUAGAAUCCGACACACCGCAUCCUCGCCUUCCAGAAGAUGGCACACUGCCGGAUGAGCUGCAGGGUGCCGAGCCCGCCGGCUAUCUCACAGCAGAGCAAGAAGAUUCGUACCUGCUGCGUCUCGACGCAAGACUCGGCGAUCCUGUCAGCUUAAUGAAGAUGGACGAGAAAGACAAGGAAGGCGAGGCGAGUCUUCACAAGCACUGGGCGGAUAUGACACCGAGAGAAGUGGAACGUCAGAUCGAGUUGCUGAAUCCUCAAAGUCAACACAACUGGCUGGCAAGACACGCAAAGCAUACAGGCCAUGCCGAUAUUGAUGACAAUGAAAGUCUUGCAUCGCACGAUAUCAAGCCGACCCCUGGCCGAGGAGGUGGGAAGAGGAAUCUCGCCAAGCAAGUCGGAGAUCGAGCUGUCGGCCGUGCGAGGGAAGGGGCAAGUCCGAGCGCAGUAUCUAUGGCAGAGGACGACGAUCUUGCGUUUGUGGAUGAUCAUCCGCAAAUCGCAGGCAAGAAGCGAGGGCGUGCCGAUCCAGAUGGUACCUAUCGCGUUAAGGGCGGAAAGGGUGGUGCUUCUGCUAAGGGGAAGAGGAAACGUGGUGGCGACGAGACUCCAACAGGGAUGGGAAAGAAGGCGAAAGUGGAUGCUGAUUGAGACGAGAAAGCGUCGUAUCCUUACAAUGCAUUGUACGAGCCUUACAUUCCAGGAAAGCCGAAAGCCGCCAGGAAUGUGGCAUCUCGAUUUUUCCAUGUGGUACGGUACGUCAAUUGAUUGCACAUCUUCUCUCG
This is a messenger RNA of Pseudocercospora fijiensis CIRAD86, 1310 nucleotides long. RefSeq lists its product as uncharacterized. Bases 46 to 1176 code for a protein of 376 amino acids. The record is from RefSeq and is a predicted model, not a curated record. The transcript is spliced from 2 exons. NCBI's taxonomy places the organism in Eukaryota, Fungi, Ascomycota, Dothideomycetes, Mycosphaerellales, Mycosphaerellaceae. Gene Ontology annotation, biological process: chromatin remodeling. Gene Ontology annotation, cellular component: Ino80 complex; nucleus.